Messenger RNA from Salpingoeca rosetta, 2832 nucleotides. RefSeq lists its product as uncharacterized. NCBI's taxonomy places the organism in Eukaryota, Choanoflagellata, Craspedida, Salpingoecidae. Gene Ontology annotation, molecular function: ATP binding; ATP hydrolysis activity. The transcript has 12 exons. The coding region runs from base 132 to 2687 and encodes 851 amino acids. The record is from RefSeq and is a predicted model, not a curated record.
GCAGAAAUCGCAGCCUGUAACCUGUUUGUGUGACAGUGCACAAGGCAGCAGUGUGUGGUUGUCACACAAGUUCUCACUCCCUUGUUCAUUCAUUCAUCGUCGCCACAGCCCGAUCACCAUCCCCAGCAACCAUGAAGGUGUUCAGUAGGUUGGCAGUCGCUGGUGUGCUUCUGCUGCUGCUGGUUGUGGCGACAACCAGCGUGGCCAGCCCUGCGACCGGCAGCGGCCAGCGCCCAAGCGGCAGCUGCAGCCUGGACGCGUGCCACGUUGCUGAGGCACCGCCGUCUGCAACAAAGGACAAGACUGCAGAGCAUGGUGUCGGCAGCAACGCCAAGGAUGAGAAGAGCGCUGGGAUCGGUAACCCCGCAAACGCUGCAAACACCGCAACCACCGCCGACAGCGACUCAACGGCAGACUCAACGGCGAAAUCCUCCUCCUCCUCCUCCUCCUCCUCCUCCUCCUCCUCUUCGUCGUCGUCGCCGCUCAGAUCGCUGGAGAAGAUGGGCAAGGAUCUGCUGCACACGUCGCUCUUCUACCCGAUUGUGGCGCUGCUCACCUCGGUGCCCCUGGCCAUUAUCGGCUUUGUCACGCGACACGUGUACCGGCGCGUUGACGAGUCCAUGUUCACCCACGUCACCAUCCCGGAAGGCACCCGGUCCAUGGAGUGGUUCGCCUACUGGCUCGAGCGCCAGCCCAUCAUCCUGGAGAACGACAAGGACGUGGAGGUGAUCGAAAAGGCGGAUGGCGGGCGAGACAACGACCGGUUCAAGACAGUGACGUUCCGUCCCAGUGCUGGCGCCACCAGGAAGGUCCCAUAUGUCGACGCCAGCGGCACAACCCACGUCCUCUUCGUCAAGCGGGUUGUGGAGGAGCGCAAUUCCAACCGAAACUCCCGCGACAAGGAGAAGUAUGAGAUCACGGUGCUGAAUCCCUCGUGGCGGCUGUGGUCGCCCGGAUCACACGCGCGCGAGCAGCAGGCGGUGAUGGACGACAAGCACGCAAAGGCAAUCAUCGCAGAGCUGCUCUACAGGGCAAGGGAUGAGUUUUGCCAGAACCAGCAGAAGUGCACGUCCAUCUACUACAACACCUAUUCUUGGGAGAAAUUCUCAGACCGCAUGAAGCGGCCCCUGGAGAGCGUGCACCACCCGCAUGAGGUGGUGGAGGACAUUGUUGGCGACAUGGACUGGUGGCUCAACGCCGCACAGUGGUACCAGUCAAAGGGGCUGCCCCAUCGCCGCGGGUACCUGCUGUACGGUAAACCGGGAUCAGGCAAGAGCAGCCUCAUCUUCGCCCUCGCUGGCAAAUUCAACCUGCCCGUGUGCACGGUGAACCUGCAGGACGAGGACAUGGACGAUUCGCACCUCAUCUACAUGCUCAACUCCGCGCCAUCGCCCUCCAUCCUCCUGUUUGAGGAAAUCGACACCGCAUUCGGGCCACUCAAGCAGUCAAAGCGCAAACAGCAGCAGCAGCAGACUGGUGAUGAUGGUGAUGGGAAGAAGGGUGGUGAUGAUGAUGAUGGCGAUGAUGGCGAUGAUGAGGAGGAGGAGGAGGAGGAUGGUGUGGAUAUGACGAAGAAGAAGAAGAAGGACAAGAAGGGGGAUGACAAGAAGAGUCAGGGUGAUGAUGAGAGCAGUGACGAUGAUGACGAUGAGGAGGAGCAGGUGACAAAGGGUGGGACCAGCACUAGCAGUGGCGGAGAUGAUGAUGAGAACAAGCCCGUCUACCGCAAGCCUCUGCAGAAGGUGACGUUCAACGGGCUGCUGAAUGCUCUUGACGGCGUGGCGGCGCAGGAGGGCAGGAUCGUCUUCAUGACCACAAACCACAGGGAGCGCCUCGACCCGGCGUUGAUCCGGCCCGGCCGCAUUGACCGCGAGUUUGGCUUCUUCCAUGCCUGCAGGCAACAGAUUAUCGGCCUGUUUGCCCGCUUCUUCGAGGACGACCCCAAAUACGCGCGUGGUGGCAGCAGUAGUGGUGCUGGUGGUGAUGACGUUGAUCGUGAUUUGCUGCUGAAGGACGCCACCGCAUUCGCAGACAACUUCCCAGACAACGACACCUUCAGCGUGGCCCAGCUGCAAGGGUACCUGAUGACGUUUAUCCGCAAGAAGGACGCGCCCGACGCUGCGCUGGCGCACGUGCGGGAAUACUUCAACCUGCACCGGCUGGAGGAACGCGAGAAGGAGAGGGCAUUGAUGCAGAGGGAGGAGAAGGGGGAAGAGGAGGACGGGCAGGAGGGUGAUGAUGACAGCCAUACCAUGAACAAGGCGAACAGCGUGGGGAACGAUGAUGAUGCGCAGACCACCACUGCACCAUCUGGUGCUGGUGCUGAAGUGCGUGGUCGCAGCCGCAGCCGCCACCGCAGCCGCCACCGCAGCACAUCUCGCCACGACCGUCACGACCACCGCCAUCACCUCAACUACACGCCGCACGUGGUGGACAAGGAGAUUGAGCACCUGUGCCGCUUCGACAGCUGUCGGCAGUCUGAGCGCGAGGAGAGCUUGCAGGGACGCACAUCCUCCGUCCGCCCAUAUGUGCUCUCCGCCCUGCUCGCGUCAUCGUCGUCAUCAGCAGCAACAGCGACUUCGACAGGGGCGACACGGAUGCCGUCGACACGGGAGGAGCAGCGACGCGUGGAGAUGAUGGAGGGCGCAGCCAUGCCCGUCCGCAGAACAAACUCCGCAAUGCCGUGAUUGUUGCAUAUUGGUGGUGGUUGAUGGGGUGCAUGUUUGAUUUGACCUUAGAGAAAGGAAGGGAACGGUUUAUUGAUGGGGUGCUGGUGCGAACGGCAGCUACGUUGUGUUGGUAUGGAGCAAGUAAAACAAAGGAAUAACUGUC